GUUCGGUGAAGUGGACAGGUACUGGUGUGUUCUGUAGCCUUUUUGGUGACUAUAUCUUCAUGUGGAAACAAGGCUAAACACUGAGGACUCACAACGGCCUCCUGUCACUUGUAAAAGUUAUGGUGAGUGAGUGCUGGAUGCCGCGUCGUGGGCGGUCGGCAGCUCCGGAACGGCUUAGCAGCUGCACGUGCCUCUCCGCGGGUAUUGUGAAGCGCCGUGCCAACUCCCAUGACUUUGCAUAAUGAGAUGUGAUGGAUACUUGAGCAGAUGAGCUAGGAUGAAGAGAGUGACGGUGCAUAUACGUGAAGAUGGCGGGGGCACGUUGGAUCGAGUUGGUGUUCAACAAGCGAGAGUGCAUCAAGUUCAUCCCCAGCAGCAAGGAUAACGCCAGAUGUUGCUGUGGGCAGCUGUGGCAGUUCCACCGUGAUGGCUCUCCGGCAACUCUGCGCCAGAGCCAGGAGCUUCACUGGAGCCCCUCCCGACACACACAGCUACAGCCAACAGAUGCAUAUGGGACUCUGGAAUUUCAGGGGGGUGCACAUCCUACCAAAGCACAGUACAUACGGCUGGCCCAUGACACACGACCUGAACACAUCCUCCAACUACUUACUGGCGAAUGGGGUCUUGAUUUACCAAAGUUACUGAUAACGGUACAGGGAGGCAAGACUAAUUUUGAUCUUCAACCCAAACUGAAAAAGGUCAUCAGAAAGGGCUUACUAAAGGCUGCAAAAACAACUGGUGCUUGGGUGUUCACUGCUGGCACAAACACAGGUGUUUCUCGACAUAUGGGUGUCACAAGGCAUGUUGGUGAAGCCCUUGUGUCCGAAAGUUCCCUCCGAGUCCGUGGGGGCCGUGUUGUCAGUGUCGGGAUUGCUCCUUGGGGUAUAAUUGAAAGACGGCAGGAUUUGAUUGGGCGCAAUAAAGAUGUUCCUUACAUUCCCAUCAAUGCACCAAAGUCAAGAUUUGUGGCGCUCAAUAGCCACCAUACCUUCUUCCUAUUAGUUGAUAAUGGAACCAUUGGGAAAUAUGGCCCAGAACUGAUCCUUCGUAGAAAAUUAGAGAACUAUAUUUCAAAGCAAAGGAUUGAAGCCCGUGGUGGACUAGCAACUCCUGUGGUAUGUGUGGUCAUAGAAGGAGGUCCACAGACCAUCAGACAAGUCUUGGAAUAUGUCACAGAUUCUCCUCCGGUCCCUGUCAUUGUUUGUGAUGGAACAGGAAGAGCAGCUGAUAUUCUCGCCUUUGUUCACAAAUAUGCCUCUUCUGGUCUAAAUCUAAUUGAGGCAAAUAGAGAUACCAUUAUUCUCACUCUGGAGAGAGUUUUUGAAAUUAGACCAUCACAGGCAGAAAAACUUUUCACAGAGGUGCUGCAAUGUGUUCGCAAAAGGGAUCUAAUUACAGUGUUCCGUCUGAAAGAGGGAUGUGAAUUAGAUCAGAGCAUAUUGUCUGCUCUUCUGCAUGCUCAAAGACUUAACCCACCAGAACAGUUAUCUUUGGCUCUCACCUGGAACAGAGUGGACAUUGCGAGAUCGCAUGUAUUUAAUGAAGAUGUUGAGUGGCCAGAAGGUUCAUUAGAACAAGCCAUGAUGGACGCUUUGGUAAAUGAUCGGAUUGAGUUUGUCAAGCUUCUUCUCGAGCAAGGUGUCACUAUGACUAAAUUCCUCACCAUCCAGAGAUUAGAGGAACUCUAUAACUCAAAACAAGGACCAGCUAACACUCUCCGAUACAUUAUCAGAGAUGUAAAAAAGAACAUACCUCGAGACUACAGAUACACUCUGAUAGACAUUGGGCUUGUUAUAAACAAGCUAAUGGGUGGUGCUUACAGGUCAUUCUACUCGCGGAAGAAGUUUAGAACUUGUUAUGAAAAUAGCAUGGCCAGGUCACCACGGCUUCAGCGGAUAAAUAGCCACAUCUUCCACAACAGCAAAAGCCUUCUCCAGAAAUCUUCCACUUCCCCUAAGUCUUUUAACAACCUAACAGAUUUACAGUCAGACUUUGAGUUUGAAUAUCCAUUCAGUGAGUUGCUGGUUUGGGCUGUCCUGACCAAGAGACAAGGCAUGGCAAUGCUGAUGUGGCAGCAUGGGGAGGAAGCCACAGCAAAGGCUCUUGUGGCUGCCAAGCUGUACAAGGCUCUGGCACAUGAGGCGGCUGAUGAUGAUCUAGAAACAGAAGUGUAUGAGGAGCUUCGAAGUUAUGCCAAAGAAUUUGAGGCUCUAGCUCUACAUGUGCUAGACUACUGUUAUCAACAAGAUGACGACCGUGCCCAGCAACUUCUAACAUAUGAACUAAGGAAUUGGUCCAAACAAACGUGCCUUUCUUUAGCUGUGGCUGUCAACCACAGAGCUCUCCUUUCACAUCCAUGUUGCCAGAUUCUUCUUGCAGACCUCUGGCUUGGGGGUUUGAGAACAAGAAAAAAUACUAAUGUCAAGGUAAUGUUAAGCCUACUCUGUCCACCACUGAUCCUAGUCCUGGGGUUCAGGAGCCGGGAAGAGCUCAAGACCAUGCCACAGACACGUGAGGAACACCAAGAAGAAGAUCCUCUGAGGUCGUCUGAUUCUGAGAGUGACACAGAUUCAGAUGAAGAAAACAUGGAUAUGAGGAAUGACCAUGAUCCAGAGACUGGUCGACCAGCUAGUGUCACCAGCACAGAGAUGGAGGAAAUGGAAGGGGAGUAUAAUGUUGAUGCAAAGGCACAGCUGGUCCACUCUGUGUCGCUUGUCUCACACCCCGUCACCCCAACCCUCCAGGCUGAGGCUCCUCUGUGCAACAGCAGUAAUGCAGCACAGCUUUCAAGUGCUUGCUUAUCACCACCAGCAUCAGAGGCACCAACUACAGUGGAUGGAAAUGACACAACUGUGAGACAAAAUGGGGCUUCCAUGGGUCACUUGUCUGUCCUUGACUCAACGGUUUUCACAGAUCUACACUCAAAACAGCUGCCAGCUAGAACAAAGUUUUAUGAGUUCUACAAUGCUCCUAUUAGCAAAUUUUGGGCUCAUUCUAUGGCCUAUGUAUUCUUCCUGUGUUUAUUUACCUAUCUUGUGCUAGUUAAAUUGCCAAAAAAGCCACAGUGGAUGGAAUGGUAUGUAGUUGCUUACAUCUCCACACUUCUGUUGGAGAAGAUCAGAGAGAUACUGUCGACAGAACCAGUUGAACUCAAGCAGAAAAUAGCAGUAUGGUCAGAUAAACUCUGGAAUGUCUUUGACCUCAUAUUUACAAUACUUUUCUUGAUUGGCCUGUGUUUAAGGCUCCAAGAUCAAACCAUGCAAGCUGGAAGGGUCAUUUAUUGCGUUGACAUAAUAUACUGGUACUUAAGAGUUCUAGAGAUCUUGUCAGCUAAUAAAUACCUGGGUCCACUUGUGAUGAUGAUGGGGAAGAUGAUAAAAAACAUGGCAUAUUUUGUGGUGUUAUUGUUAGUUGUCCUGAUGGCUUUUGGAGUGUGUCGGCAAAGCAUACUGUUUCCAAACGAGGAACCACAUUGGAGAUUGGCAAGACAUAUAUUUUAUCAGCCAUACUUCAUGCUUUAUGGUGAAGUGUUUGCCGGUGACAUUGACCCCGAAUGUGGUGAAGAUAAGGAAGUUCCUUGCCAUCCUGGACGUUGGAUCACUCCCACCGUCAUGUCCAUGUACCUCCUAGUGGCUAACAUCCUCCUCAUCAAUCUCCUCAUUGCUGUAUUUAAUAACAUUUUCACUUCAGUCAAUGCCAUAUCUCACCAAGUCUGGAUGUUUCAGCGAUUUCAGGUUGUGAUGGAAUUUGAAGAGAAGCCAGUGUUCCCACCUCCUCUCAUCAUUCUGUCUCACAUUCAUCGUGCCAUUAAGUAUUGCUUCAGACGAUGGAAAGGAAAGCCAUUCCUGUAUGAUAAUGGCCUGAAGUUAUUCCUCGAUGGUGAAAGUCUUGAGCGAGUACAUGACUUUGAAGAAGAGUGUGUGGAUGGCUAUAACAGAGAGAAGGAGCAGAAAGAACAGAUGAGUACAGAGGAACGAGUUCGAGUGAUGGCAGAGCGAUCAGAAGCAUUGAUGCAGAGAGUGGAAGACAUGCAUGGCAAAUUUCUUGCAGCAAUGAGCUCCUUAAACAGCCUUGAUUUCCAUGUUAAGAGGCUGGAAGAAAUAGCAGAACAAACAAAAAAUAGUUAUGCUGUUGUCCAUCGUUUUAUGCUGAGCCAUGUUGGCAGACCAAGGAGAUCAAGCUCUCCCCGCUCAGGUUCUGCCAGUCCACGUUCUGAUGGGGGAACUCCCCGUUCUCUCUCUCAGUCAAGUCUUCAUCAGUUAUUGGAAGAAGCUGAACGUCAGAUGCUAAGGAAACCUCUUCAGGAGCCAGAAACUAGUGACAAAGAGCAGAGUGACACCACAGAUGCUGAGCAUGAGGCAGCAAAUAAAUUUUUGAAGUCCUCCCCAACUGCUCAAAGUUCAAGAGAACCUGGAAAAUCAACCACAGUGGAUGAAGGAAUAGUGAGAGGCUUCAGUCUAGAUCCAGUCAAUAUUUCAGCAGAAGCAAAAAAAGUAAAAACACAGGGUCGACGCAAAACUAGAUUGGACUCUGAAUCAGGUAGUUCUCUGGGCCGUGCAUCUCGUGAGCGUAAGCUUUCUGGAGAAAGGAAGAGCAGUAUCCGUAAAUCUUCAAGGAAGGGCUCAGAUGGGGCAAGGGGAUUUAGUCCAUCUAGGGUAUGUUUCAUGGAUAUUAAUGUUGCGUUAGAAGAUUCUGAUUCUGGAGAUGUAGAUGUCAAAGAGAAAAAUCUCAAUGAAGAAGACGAGCAACCAAGGUAUGGUAGAUCAGUAUCCGUUCCAGAUGAGGCAGCAGUUCGCUCUCCAACCAGGUAUGAAAGGAGUCUUUCUUCUGUUUCAAGUCGACCAAGGAUUCAGGUGAUACCACCAUCAUCACCACCGCCUAUCUUUACUUUUACUAGUGAGUACACAAGUUUGGCAGAUGAGUUGGAGACAGCAUGUAUGGCUAGAUUGUCUCCACCUUCUUCUCCAAACCUCCAUUAUCCUCAUAGAAGUGAUCCCCAUUUAAGGCGACGGCACUUCUCAGAAUCUGCCAGUAUUUCCAUUACUAUCUGCCCUAAUCCUCUGCGUGAUGCUGAAGAAGCAGAUUAUCAACUUAUGGAAGGACUUAUUCAAAGAAGAAUGCAUAGAGAUUCAGAAAACUUGGCUGUUUCGCUAGAGGACCUCUGUUCGGUACAAACAGACAUGUCUGACAAUGAAGAAGGAGUGACUCCAAUGCGUUCCCGCCGUGGUUCAAGAGCAGCAGAACUUCGAAAAAGACAUAGCACAAGUAGCCUUGACAAUGCCCCUUCACAACUACUAGUUGUGCCUGGGGCAGUUCAAAUGGCAACCUCUUACACAAUAUCCCCAACAACUCUUCAAGCUGCACUUCGAGGUGAAGAUGGUGUCCGCCUGGCAUCCUCAACACCUGGAACUCCAGGAGCACGUCGAUCUUCCCUGAGAGGAGAUAUGCAUCACCAGUGGGCUUCCUCAAGUGCUUUGCCAGCAUCUGGAGGAUGGCUGUCACCAAGAAUUCCCCGUCCACGAACUCCACCAUUCAUACAUCCUGAUAAUCCUGCAUCAUCCUCUGUUGAUGAUGAGGAUGCCAGAAAUGUUUCACAAGAUGAAGAACAUCCUCACAUGUCAACUCUACAAGUGCCAAGCAUUAGAGAAUCUGAAGGUAGGCCAAGGGACACAAUUACAGAAACAGAAUGUUAAAAUACAUGGCAUAUUCUUUGGAAAGGCUAGUCAAGAAAACAUGUGAAGAAAAAAGAAAUGUGCUUAUACUUCAGUGGUGAAAAUUAUUUAUGGAAUUCAGAAUACUAAGAAAAGCAUGUCUGUAAGUGCAUGUGUGGUGUGUAUAUGUAUAGAAUGCAAGUAUUUGAGCAUGUAUGUAUUUGAAAUCAUAUAUUCACACGAGGUAAUUUCUUCAUUAUGAGUAUCCAUUACGACACCUAAGGAGUUUUUAAAAAUGAAAAAUAAAUUUGUUGAUAUAGAGAAUAUAUUUGUGCUACUCCUUUGUUAUCCCAGUUGUUGGACUUCAUUACCCACCUUGGUGUCUCACACCCAUAGGAAAGGGGAUAUGGCAUUGUAUACAGACCAUAUAUUGUAGAGGAUGAAUAAAACAUCUUGUGCAGAAUUAUUUUGCCAUUUUUCCGCACUUUCAUAAUGUUAUCAUAUAGGACUGUAUUUACAGCUUACCAAAAGUUGACUUUAAUGAGAAGUGUGAAAUUUAAGGCUUUGUUUCCAUAAGUUAAUAUUAUCCAUGCUGUAAUAAUUAAAUGAUAAUGAAAUUGAUACCUAAGUAUUUAUUCAGUAGCACAAUCAGAUUUUUACAAAGAACCUGCUGCCUGUGUAUGCUGCUGUUUUAUUCAUCUGUCUGUAGUUACCAAGGUUACCAUCCUGCUGUAUGAAUUUAAACAUUCCUUAAUGUUUUUUCCUAAUAGUUUUGUAUUGAUUCUCUUGUCAAGAAUGUUUACAUUAUAUUUUUCUUAGUUGUUCUCACUUCUUUGUCUGUUAUGCAGUUGAAAUCUGCUCACUAUUUGUUGAUCAUGUUAUGGGGACACUUUUGCCAGGAGUAAGUAAAUGAAGUUCAUGAAGAGCACAAGUAAUUGUUAUGUUGAUAUCUGGUGACAUUCAGAUUUGCAGAACUCCAAGCUGCUAAAAGUUAUUCCUUCUAGACUGAAGAGAUGACUCUUCAUAGUAGAAUAAGGACAAGCAUAGAAGUUGUGACUUUGCAGCCUCUGUUCAGGGUAUCCAAAGACAGGCAUGUCUUGUGUGUUGCCCAUAGAGGCCUGCUCAUUCAGUUAAGUGGCUAUGUCUGUAUGUGCUAUAGGUGAGUGUGGAUAAGUCAGUAGAUGAAUAAACUGAUGUUGUGCCACUGUAUAGAAUAUGGGAAUAACCACUUGAGAGAUACUGUCAUACUCCAACUUGGCUGUGGCUAUUGUUAUGAUAUAUUUAUUUAUCUCAUAUUUAUUUCUCAUUUGGUUUGCUGUAUGUACCUGCCUGGAGGUCUUAGGCUUCUGUUUUCUUAAAUUAUAUAAUGGUUUACUUUCAUUUAGCAGUGACACAAAGUACAGCAAAGCAUUUCACAUACUUAUGACAAAUCCUUAUUCAGUGUUAUACUGAUUUAGUUUUUUUUUUUUUUUUUUUUUUUUUUUCUCUCUCUCCUAUAUUUUGGAAAUAGCUGAAACAAACAUAUUUUCAGGGUUAUUAGUGCUGUUCACUGGUCACCCUUGGUCCAUUAUGAUUUAACUUUUUGAAAGUAGGAUGAUACAAAGCUGUGAACUCUGUAUGUUAAUAGAUAAAAUAGAGUAAUGAACAUGGUUGUAAUUUAUAUGGCUUUUCCAUUCUGCAAUUACUUACAUCAAUAGUUGAAAUUUAUUAAAUCUUCCAGCUCAUUUAUUUUUCUCAUUCUUACUGCUUCUCUUACAUGCUGGGAUGAAGUGUUUACUGGUUGUUUAUUGUUUCCAGGCUCUUUAACUGGGAAAGCAAUUUUUUUUAAUCUAAAUUAUUUAAUAUUCAGAAAAGGGAAAUAUUUUUGUAAUAUAAUUUUGGUUGAUGUUCAGUAACAUCUUUUUUUAAAAAUCAUAAAAAAAAUAUAUUUUACCUUUAUGUACUGGAUUCUACUUUGUAUAUGUUAGCUCAUUUCAGUGUGAUACCAUAGGCAACAACUAUAACAGCCCAGACAAAAGAGUAAUACACAAUGCAGGCUCACACAUUUCACACAAACACUUGUAUAUGAGCAUGCACAGCCACACACAUACAGAAAAAGGAAAGUGUAUUAUGUGUGGAUGUACAUAUAAUAUCAGCUAUAAUCAGAAACAAUCAAAUGUAUAAUUAUAUUGAGCAUGUUCAUAUACAAACAUAAGGCAUACUUGACAGCAUCUACAUACCUUUUCAUAUCAUGUAUUGUUGUCCACAGUUCUAGUCAAUCUUCCAGGUCACAUUUCAUAAGAAGACUGCUGUUUUGUCUAAAAAAACACUGAUUUGAUAUUUUAAACUUUAUAAAUGUAAUUUAUUUAAAAAGACAGUAGUAACUUUGGAAACAAAGGAAGGCAACAGUUUGUUUUGAAUUAUCACAAUAUUAUUGCACUGUUAAUUCAAUCACUUAGUAUUUUUAGAAUGCGUGAUCUAUGAUCAUCUUGUAUUGUAUUUAGUUAAUUAUUAUUAUUAUUAUUAGUUUUCUUUUCUUCUUACAAACAUUCUAAUUUUCAAUUUAGCUAUAUGAUAACGAUGCCAUAAAGUGAAACAAAGUAUUCUCUUGUUAUUUUGCACCAUGUUUUUAAAUUUUGAAAUGGAGUUAAAGAUUAUAUAUUUGUAAAUAGCCAUUAUAAUAGCCUACCUAAAAAUAAUAUCAAUUCCAUGCAGUGCACACCUGUAUACUAGAAAUUAAUAAUGUUGUGCACAGGUUAUCAAAAUAUCCUACAGACCAUCCUGUUUCUCCAGUUGUACAUAGAUGUAUUAAGUCCUUAUUAAAAACUUGUUGAUUUUUAUAGAUAAAAAUUGUAUCAUACCUCAAAUCAAAAUUGUUAUUGUUGAUGGGGAUCACAAAGUCUGGUGAUGUUCUUUUGCAGAUUGUGAUUUGUGUCUGACAAGUUAAUUGGUAUGGAGGAAUAAUUAUUCUGGGUUUUAUUUGUAAACCUAAAUUAUUUGAGAAUAUUUGCAUUUCUCUAUCCCUGGUUGGGUAAACACUUGUAAUAUUAUGUAUUGAUAUGAAAUUUUUUAUGUAAUCAUGAAAACUCAUUUUUGUAACACUCAUGUUAAUGAAUUGUACAUCUGAAAAGAUGAGACAUAAAAAGAUGACUUUCAUUAUUAAAAAUAAAGCAAUAAUAUUUACUGUUAACUUGUUGACUUUUUACUAGUUAAUUUUGGUGGUAAGAUUUACUAUUCAGAAUAAAUGCCGCCAUAUGCUGUAGAAAGUGAUCAUCAGUGUUCAUUAAAUCUCCAAUGUAUGUACAGCUUAGUUACUUCAGUUCAUGCUUUAAAGUAAAUCCUUGUUAGGGACUGUGAAGAAUAAAGAUAUUACAAUA
Penaeus chinensis is the source of this 9007-nucleotide messenger RNA. RefSeq names its product transient receptor potential cation channel trpm-like (gene Trpm). The transcript is spliced from 27 exons. Gene Ontology annotation, biological process: protein tetramerization; monoatomic cation transmembrane transport. NCBI's taxonomy places the organism in Eukaryota, Metazoa, Arthropoda, Malacostraca, Decapoda, Penaeidae. Gene Ontology annotation, molecular function: monoatomic cation channel activity. The record is from RefSeq and is a predicted model, not a curated record. Bases 309 to 5693 code for a protein of 1794 amino acids. Gene Ontology annotation, cellular component: membrane.